Messenger RNA from Nicotiana tabacum (common tobacco), 1963 nucleotides. RefSeq names its product putative E3 ubiquitin-protein ligase ARI2. Gene Ontology annotation, biological process: protein ubiquitination. Lineage: Eukaryota; Viridiplantae; Streptophyta; Magnoliopsida; Solanales; Solanaceae. The record is from RefSeq and is a predicted model, not a curated record. Gene Ontology annotation, molecular function: zinc ion binding; ubiquitin-protein transferase activity.
GAUCGAUAACUCUACGAAUCCUUCCUUCCCCUCGAAGUAAACAAGAAUCAACAAACAUAGAAUUCAUUAAAAAGAUUCACGUUUUAGAAUAUCUUUAAUUUGGGGUUUUAAAAAAUAUGGAGGACGGCAGUGUGUAUGGGAGCAGUGAUGAUGAAUUUUACAAUGAUGAAGAAUCGCUUGAUGGGUUUACACAAGUUGAAGUAGAGAGUGAUGGAGUCUGUCAAAAUCCUCCUUCAUGCAAGGUAAUCAGGAAAGAGUCCCUUUUAGCUGCACAGAAAGAAGACUUGCAAAGAGUGAUGGACUUGCUAUCUCUGAAGGAGCAUCAUGCACGAAGCUUGCUUAUUCAUUAUCGAUGGGAUGCUGACAAGGUCUUUGCGGUUCUUGUUGAGAGAGGGAGAGAUAAGUUAUAUGCUGAAGCGGGUGUGACACUGGAAGGAAAAGAUGAUCAUUGUUCCACUCUGUCGACAACUGAAAUGACAUGUCAAAUUUGCUUCGAAGAUGCCCCUGCUGAGAAGACUGCUGCAAUGGACUGCAACCAUAGAUUUUGCAAUGAUUGUUGGACAACUCAUUUCAUUGUAAAGAUAAAUGAGGGUAAGAGUAAACGAAUAACAUGCAUGGCCCAAAAGUGCAAUGCAAUCUGUGAUGAAGGAAAGAUUAGGGAUCUCGUUACUGCAAAAGAUCCUACUUUGGCCGAGAAAUUUGAUCGUUUUCUGCUAGAGUCAUAUAUUGAUGAUAACAAGAGGGUUAAAUGGUGCCCAAGUGUUCCUCAUUGUGGAAAUGCAAUUCGUAUUGAGGAUGAUGAAUACUGCGAGGUUGAAUGUGCUUGUGGCGUACAGUUUUGUUUUAAUUGUUUAUCUGAAGUGCACUCACCUUGUUCAUGUCUGAUGUGGGAACUUUGGAUGAGGAAGUGCAAGGAGGAUUCAAAGACGGUAAUUUGGAUAACUGAAAAUGCCAAACAUUGCCCAAAAUGUCAUAAUCUUGUGGAGAAGAAUGGGGGAUGCAACCUUGUAAGAUGUAUAUGUGGACAGCCAUUUUGUUGGUUGUGUGGUGGAGCUACUGGUUUAGAACACACAUGGACUAGCAUUCGAGGUCACACUUGUGGCAGUUACAAAGAAGGGCAAGAGCAAAAGACGACCGUCAACAAUCUCUUACGCUUUACUCACUAUUAUGAGCGCUAUGUGGCUCAUUUUGAUUCAUUGAAGGUUGAAGCAGACAUGAAACAAAAGCUACAUGUAAAAGUCUUGAAACUUGAAUCGACAGAAUUGCAAUCAAAGGACUUCAGCUGGGCAGAAAAUGGAUUUAAUAGACUCCUUCAAUCAAGACGGGUCCUCUCCUGUUCCUAUCCAGUUGCAUUUUACAUAUUUGGUAAGGCGCUGUUUGAGAACGAAAUGACACCAAAAGAAAAAGAAAUAAAGCAGAACCUUUUUGAGAACCUGCAGCAGCAACUUGAAAUAAAUGUUGAAAGACUUUCAAUGUUCUUGGAAGAGCCAUUUGCUGACUAUCCUGAAGAUAAGCUUUUGGAGACUAGAAUGAAGAUCAUCACUCUCUCUGCAGUAACUGACAACCUCUGCAAAAAGUUGUAUGAUUGCAUUGACAACGAUUUGCUGGUUCCUCUACAGCAGGCAACUCACACCAUAGCUCAUUAUAGAUCCAACGGAGUGGAUAAAGCAUCAGAACUUCCUAAUUGACAUUCUACCAACAAUUGUAAAUUAUAUCAUAGUGAGCACUCUCAACUAAAGGCAGGAAAAUAACGCGGGUUGCUUUCCUCAUAAGCGGAUCUAAAAUUUUAUGCUAGAAGGUUCAAAGUAAAACUGCAUCCACUAUUCUUUUGUGACGUUUGGUAUGAAUUUUCGUCAGAAAAUAUCUUAUGUACUUUUAGCAAAUUCUUAACUGUACAUAGUUCGAGUUGAAGACUGUGUGCACAUGCACCCCUGCCAGCAGGUAGAUCCGCCUUUGGCCUUCA